Molecule: messenger RNA, 1219 nt
Organism: Pollicipes pollicipes
Lineage: Eukaryota; Metazoa; Arthropoda; Thecostraca; Pollicipedomorpha; Pollicipedidae
Gene: beta4GalNAcTA
Product: beta1,4-N-acetylgalactosaminyltransferase A
Exons: 6
Coding region: 78-806 (242 amino acids)
Biological process (GO): glycosphingolipid biosynthetic process; carbohydrate metabolic process
Cellular component (GO): Golgi apparatus
Molecular function (GO): N-acetyl-beta-glucosaminyl-derivative 4-beta-N-acetylgalactosaminyltransferase activity; galactosyltransferase activity
Source: RefSeq, a predicted model, not a curated record
GGGAGGUGUGCCCGCCCGUCCCGCUCAAGCUAGUCGGCCCGCUCGCGGUGCCCACGGCGGCGCCCUCCUGGGAGGAGAUGGAGGCGAUCGCCGACUUCAAGCGGCUGCAGCCCGGCGGCCGGUACCAGCCAGCCAACUGCGUCGCCCGGCACCGGGUGGCCAUCAUAGUACCGUACAGAGAUAGGGAGGAGCAUCUGCGAAUGUUCCUGUACCACAUGCACCCGGUGCUGCAGCGCCAGCAGCUGGACUACGGCAUCUUCGUGGUGGAGCAGGCGGGCUCGGACGCCUUCAACCGGGCGUCGCUGCUGAACGCUGGCGCGAUGGAGUCGCUGAAGCAGCACGACUUCCAGUGCUUCGUCUUCCAUGACGUGGACCUGCUCAUGGAGGACGACCGCAACCUCUACACCUGCCCGCAACAGCCGCGACACAUGUCUGUCGCCGUCGACUCGAUGCACUACAAGCUAGCGUACCCGCAGCUCUUCGGCGGUGUUUCGGCCGUCAACCGGGAGCAGUUCGAGCUGGUGAACGGCUUCAGCAACCAGUACUGGGGCUGGGGUGGAGAGGACGACGAUAUGUACAACCGGCUCACCUUCCACCACCUGUAUAUCGCCCGCUACCCGGCCAACAUCGCCCGCUACAAGAUGGUCAAGCACAAGCACGCCAAGGUCAACCCUAAACGGUUUGACCUAUUGCGGAAGGGCAAGAAGCGCUUCACGACGGACGGAUUGUCGUCGCUGGAGUACCAAGUCAAGGACGUUUCGUUGGAAAAGCUAUAUACUCGCGUGUUGAUAGACUUUAGUAGGUGACCAAUGUGCUGGUGGAAGGUAGGGGCCGGCGCGCCGGGCGGUACUGCCUGUGCCAGUGCCAGUGCCAGUGCCAUGGGCAAGAGUGGGGUGCGCCGCCGGUGAUACUUGCACUAGAGCUUGCUGACGCUAGACAGAGAGCUUGUCUGCGGACGACACCCGACAGCCGAGACAUUGAUGUGGGCUGGCGGUGAUGAGUAUUGUGUUUUACGUCGAGCGAUGCGUACGGUCGAUGUUCGGCCAUUGGUGAUCAGUGUUCGAUGGAGAGGAUGUCUAACUGUGACGGCAAACACGCAAUUGUACAGCGAAGUAACUGCAGGCUGUAAGUUUGCAGUGCAACUGUUCCUUGCGUUUUUAUCGAGAUGAGUGUAUAUGUCCGUACACUCAUGAAAUAUACUGGUGCAAUGUGAAUUUAA